Molecule: messenger RNA, 5393 nt
Organism: Sorex araneus (European shrew)
Lineage: Eukaryota; Metazoa; Chordata; Mammalia; Eulipotyphla; Soricidae
Gene: TXNDC15
Product: thioredoxin domain containing 15
Exons: 5
Coding region: 158-1333 (391 amino acids)
Biological process (GO): cilium assembly
Cellular component (GO): cilium
Source: RefSeq, a predicted model, not a curated record
GGUAGAGGCUGCGGGCAAGUGCGUGGCCCGGGGCUCGAACCGCCGCAAGGCCGCGGGCGUGGGGGCGAGAAUUCGCAGCGCGAGCGGCCCGGCGCCAGCCUCGCGCGAGAGCCGCCCGACUCCAAGAUGGCGCCCGGCGCCGCCGCCAGCAGCCAAGAUGGCGCCGUCGCGCCCGCGCGCUCGGCUCUCCGCCCCCUGCCUCCGUCCGACUAGGAGCGCGGCUUGCGUCUCCGUGCGCCGGUUGCCCUUCGGCCUGGGUGCUGGGCCCGGGAGACGGCGGCCCCUGAGCGUCAUGCGGCUCCUCGGCUGGUGGCAGGUCCUGCUGUGUGUGCUGGGGCCUCUCGCCCGCGGCCUGGACGAGGAAAGUGGUCACCUGUGGUCAGAGGAGCAGCCUGCUCACCCACUGCCAUUGGGAGCUGUGUACGGGAGUGAGGAGGAGGCCUCCCACCGCCCCGUGGGCCAGGACCUGUCGGCCGAAGAGGCUGACGCAGUGCUGGCGCUGGACACGGAGGGGGACCCCAUGGUGAUGCUGUCUGUCAUUCCGGGGGAGGCUGAGGACAGACUGAGCUCGGAGGCCAAUGGCGGCACCUGCGGGGCUGACGGGGAGGAGGACUCGUGGUGCAGCCUCCCAGAGAGCUUCUACUCACUGGACAGCGUGGGGAGUAGCUUCCCCGAGAGGGAGGAGGAGUACUACCCCGAACCCGAGGUGGCAGAGUCGGACCCCGCCCCAGCAGAGGACUUGAAUAACACCGAGAGUCUGAAGUCCCCAAAGGUGACCUGUGAAGAGAGAAAUGUGACAGGACUGGAAAAUUUCACUCUGAAAAUUUUAAAUAUGUCCCAGGACCUUAUGGAUUUUCUAAACCCCAAUGGUAGUGACUGUACUCUAGUCCUGUUUUAUACCCCAUGGUGCCGAUUUUCUGCCAGUUUAGCCCCUCAUUUUAAUUCUCUGCCCCGGGCAUUUCCAGCUCUUCAUUUUUUGGCAUUGGAUGCAUCUCAGCACAGCAGCCUUUCUACUAGGUUUGGCACCGUAGCUGUUCCUAACAUCUUGUUAUUUCAAGGAGCUAAACCAAUGGCGAGAUUUAAUCACACAGACCGAACACUGGAAACACUGAAAAUCUUCAUUUUUAACCAGACAGGUAUAGAAGCCAAGAAAAAUGUGGUGGUCACACAAGCCGACCAGAUAGGCCCUCUUCCCAGUACCUUGAUAAAAAGUGUGGACUGGUUGCUCGUGUUUUCUCUAUUCUUUCUAAUUAGUUUCAUUAUGUAUGCUACCAUUCGAACUGAGAAUAUUCGGUGGCUAAUUCCAGGACAAGAGCAGGAACAUGUGGAGUAGUCAUGGACCGAAGGGAGCUGGACCGAGGAACGUCAGUCCUUCGCGCAGAAUGAGUGCCGCAGCUCCACACGCCUUCUCCAGCAAGGGAACCCCGUCCUUCCGUCGGGUCAUGCAUUUGUUAAGCUGUUGAACGUGUGAAAACAUUACAAACUGGUGUUUUAACUGGUAUCGCAAUAAGAAAAUGCAGAAAUAUUCAUUAUAAUUUACUGUUCUUAUUUUCACUACCUGAACAUAAUCUAUUUUAGGGAAUAAUAGUCCAAUUCAAAAUGUGAAGAUGUUUUCUGGUGGCAUAUCUAUUAGAAUCUAUUAGAAUGAUAAUAGAAUGGAGGCAGAGACAGGCCUUUCAGAUUAUAGUUCUAGAAAAUUCUUCAUUCCUUAUCUCUAAGAAGAUUAACUUUCUGUUCAUUUGCAGUUUGUCCUUAGGAGGAAAUUGUUUUGUUACGGGAGAAUAACUAAAGUUCAUAGUAUGACUUUACAAGCAGCAACUAAUGGAAUGUAAAAGUCAAACACCAUGAUGUUAGGAUCUCUGAUUUUCUGGAAAGCAUUUAAAAUGGUGGACUAGAGAGAGUACUGGGGGGCAGGUGCUGGCCUUGCAUGUGGCCGACCCUGGUACAAUCCCUGGCACCACAAAAGAUCCUCCAUGCAUUGCCAAGAGUAAGCCCUAAGCAUGGCUGAUUGUGCCCCGAAGACAAAAAAAAAAAAAAAAAAAAAAGAUUUGAUGUAGUUAAGUAAUUUCUGGGUAAAGCAGAUGUUAGGAGAAAGUAAAUAUAAUUAAGUUUACAUAUUUAUAUGUAGUAUGUAAGAACAUAUAUAUAUAUUUUAUAUGUAGCAUAUAUAAUAGUUUAAAGUUAUUUAUUCUCAAAUCUUUUAUUUAUAUAUUAUUUGGGGAGGAAUGGUUUGGGCCACACUGCUUAGAGGCUACACCUGGCUCUGUCCUCAGAGGUCAUUUCUAGUUGUUGUUUUUUUUUGUCAUCAACUUUGGUUGUGCUGGGGAUGACAUAGGUGCCGGGAUUUGACUGUGGUCCGCAAGACAAGUACGGUAACCCCUCUACUAUGUCUUUCCCCCAUCAGGUGUCUUCUAAAGUGUCAUUUAAAUUUUAGUCAUAGCUACCUAUCCAGGUCAAUUAAGCAAAUAUUACAAAUUUCCUGCGGCCACCAGGUUUGUUGUUGAUCUUAGUCUUAAUUUAGGGCAUCUGCAGAAAAGGGAAAACAUGCAGUCAUACAAACUUCAGUUGUUCGGUGUGGGGAAAGGACCACACCUGGCAGUGCUUUGACUUGUCCCUGCUUCGUGUGGGGUUUGUUACGAAGCACGAGCUCCUGUCUUUUGAGCCUUCUCCCUGGCGCUGAAAAGUGGUUUUAAAAGCAUUCUUUAAGGUGCUGGAGAGAUAGUAGAGUGGGUAAGGUGUUCGCCUUGCACACCAGCCAACUAGGGUUCAAUCCCCAGGAUUCCAGGAGUAUUUUUCUGAGUGCAGAGCUAGGAGUAACCCCUGAGCAUUGCUGGGUGUGACCCAAAAAAAAUUGAAUUUAAAAUAUUAAAAACAUCCUUUAAAUUCAGAUAUGACAGUUGACUACAUGAUCUAUUACUUUUUGCUUUUUUGUUUUGUUUUGGGGCCACACUGGCAUUGCUCAGGGCUUACUCCUGGCUCUGUGCUCAGGGAUAACAUUUUUUGGUUUGGUUUGGUUUUGAGGGCCACAUCUGGCAGUGUGCAGGAAUCACACCUGGUGGGCUCAGAGGACCCUGUGGGGGCCCCAGGAUUAAACCUGGUCAGUUGUGUGCAAACCAAGCAUCCUACCUGCUAUACUAUCUCUCUGGCUCUCAGGGAUCAUUUCUAAAGGGGCUUGGGGACCAUAUAUGGUGCAAGGUUUCAAACCCUAGUCAACUACAUGCAAGAGGCAAGUGCCUUAUCCACUGUAUUAUCUCUCAGGCCCAGAUAAUUUACUUUUACAUUAUUUCUGGUCUUUCAGAUAGAGCCAGCCUCUUCCUAAAGCACUCUGAAUUCUAUUAAGAUAGAAUCUUAGAUGUUUCCUCACUUGUGUAAUUAACUAUAGGUUUAGCAUUAGUCUCGUAACCUGUCUUCUUUAGUUGUAUUUUGGUAUGAUAUCAUUUCCAUGGGGGUCAAAUUCCAGAGUGGAGAUACUCUGGCAUGGGAGUUGCAUGUAAACAUAUUGGGCAGGGGUGGGGGGUUGAGGGUGGGGGUGCAUGUAUGAAGCAUUAGCUGAACCAGACAGAGAGCACUGGUUGCCAGUGCUCACGGGACUUUACCUCUGUGAAGAAUAGCAAAGAUCAUCAACAGUUCCAGCCACCAGAGACAGAAAUUCAAACAUUUUACUCUUACCUUAGCAAGCAUUGGGUGGAUGAAUGUGUUUCUUCAUGUAAAGCAUCAGUAGAGAAAGGUCAGCUCCAGAGGUGGCUUGAUCCCACAACUGGAGGGUAGCCUUGGCAGCCAGUAACUUACGAGCCCACCUUCUCAAACCUCAGCUCAGAAACCCCCAGCUCCUUCCCCAAAGUCAUAUGUUGAAAGCUGCAAAUGUACCACCGGGCCAUAGGUAGAAACAGUGAACAACAGAGGAGCACACAUUCUGAGCCUGAAAGGGGGAAGGAUGCUCCUGAAAAGGUGAUAACCUUGGCACAGACUGUGCGGGCUCUGCUGGCAAGGAAGCGUUCCACACCCAAGAUCCCUUCUGUAGCCCUGCAGAGGCUGACAGAGCAGACUGCCUUUCCAGGUGUGUCCACUAUAGAGACGCCCGGUAACUCUCCACCGAGGGACUGAAGUCCUAUUAAUGGGAGAGAGGACAAGUGAGGUCAGAGCUGUGUCGGCCCCUUUUGGUGGACACCACUUACCGAGGGUCCCAACAGCAUCUUGUGCCGCUGCUGUGUUCUGGCUGGAAGAGACGGUGGUAGUUAGGGGAAAGAAAUGAAGGGUCUCUAAAUUGUUAACAUUUACUAGUUCAUUUAUCACUCAAAUAGCCAGGAUUGUGGGAUAUUUUUCACAAUCUAGUCACUGUAAAUACUGAAACUAUAAUUGUUAAUUGCACCCCUAGUCUCCAUUCAUCAGAGGCAUCAGACAAAAGAAACUAGUGUCUUAGAUAAAGCCUGCAACCAGUAACAUUAAAUCAGGGUUUCCAGCUAGAUUCCUGCCCGGGAUUUUCUCUUAAAAGGGUUAAAUCUUUGUAAGUGGGCAAGUGAAAAAGAGGGGUUGGGCCAUGGGACCAAAUUUUAGGCUAGUUUGAAGAAAAGGGUUAUGUGGGAAAUAAGUCUUGGCCUCUUCUGGUAGACAACUGCUAGUUUGAAUUUAUUUAAUGAUUUGUUUUGGGGUCUCCUAACCAGUUCUCAGAAAUCCUAGGAGUCACUCCCGAUUAUAUGAUAUGGUCUUAGGAUGUGCAGACCAGACAGUUGAAUAUUAGGGGACUAGGGGUGAGAACAGAGGGUGACCUAGAUUUUUUUCUCGUAUAUUAUGUCCUCUGCAGAAUUUCCUAUGUUCAUUUGCUAAAGUAGGCAGUUUUUUUAAAAGGAUAUAAAUCGAUAUAUUAAAAAGACUGAAGAGAACACUCUGUUAAGCUUUUUUUUUUCUUUCCUGUGCUGAGGGAUCUAACCUAGAGACUCAUAUCCUAGACAUGCUUCAAAUCCACAGGCUAGAACUGAGCAUUUUACUUCUUUGUAAAUGCUCAGUUUACAAAGCAUUUUGUAAAGUUUGAGGGAACUACACCCAGGGGUGUUCAAAGGCUACUCCUGACUGCUCAGAUCACUCCAGGUUGUGUUCAAGGAGGGACCAGGGUCAGUCACAUGGGAGGACAGCUCUUUAACCCCUUCUCUCUGCCCCUGCAUAUUUUAACUUAAAAAUAUUAAAUGUGAUAGAGCUGAAUAUCCAAACCUGAGUCAACAACACUGAAAUUGUAAGGUCAAAAUUUUAAUAACCAGAUUUAAAAGGGGCUAGGAUGGGGGGGUUAGGAGAGGGAUCUGGAUACACUGAUGGUGGGAUUGGUGAUAGAACAUUGUAUGUCAGCAACCUAUGAGUAACUUUGUAAUUCAUGGUGCUUUAAUAAAAUUUUGGAAAAAAAU